Vairimorpha ceranae is the source of this 1158-nucleotide messenger RNA. RefSeq names its product transcriptional activator. Gene Ontology annotation, cellular component: histone acetyltransferase complex. The record is from RefSeq and is a predicted model, not a curated record. Gene Ontology annotation, molecular function: protein binding; histone H3 acetyltransferase activity. The coding region runs from base 1 to 1158 and encodes 385 amino acids. The transcript has a single exon. Gene Ontology annotation, biological process: chromatin remodeling; positive regulation of transcription by RNA polymerase II. NCBI's taxonomy places the organism in Eukaryota, Fungi, Microsporidia, Nosematidae.
AUGAAUUUCUUUGAAGAACACGAUGAACAGAACAAUAAAAAAACCAAAGAAUUACUAUUGCACGAAAAUUUCAAAAAUAAUAAUAUUAAAUUGAUGUUUAUUUCCAAUGCCGAUAAAACAACCAGCUCUGUACUUUUAAUCAAACUAAAAACACUUUUUCAAAAGCAGCUAUCAAAAAUGCCUAGGGAAUAUAUACUUAGACAAAUAUUUGAUUCUAAACAUAUAAACCUUAUUAUAUUAAACAAUAAAGAUAACAUUGUAGGGGGUAUUUGCUACAGGCCUUUUUACGACAGAAAAUUUUUUGAAAUUGUAUUUUGUGCUGUAGACCAAUUUUACCAAGUAAAAGGAGUUGGAAGUUUUAUGAUGGACAUUUUAAAAGAACAUACAAAAAAUGAAAUUUAUAAAUACACCACAGAUUAUAAAUUUACAAAUCAAAUAAUACAUGAUCUAAAUUUUUAUAAAAAAAGUUACGAUAAAUUUAUAGGUAAUAUAUUUUUUAUAACUUAUGCAGAUAAUUCUGCUGUAGGAUAUUUUAAAAAACAAGGAUUUAGUCAAAAUUUAUCAUUUGAUAGUUGGAUAGGAUAUAUUAAAGAUUAUGAAGGAGGGACAUUAAUGGAAUGUAAUAUCUUGUGGGAUAUUAAUUAUUUAAAUAAGUAUGAAAUAAUAAAAAAUAAAAGACAUGAAUUUAUAGAGGAAUUGAAAAAAUCUACUUCAUUUUUCAAAACUUACAAGAUAGAAAGACCAUUGUUUGAUAUUAGAUCUAUACCUGGAGUCACUGCAGAUAUGAGAAUAAGUACUGAUAAACGUAACAAAGAAAAUUGUUUGGAUGGAUUUAUUCAAUUAUUGAUUAAUGUAUUGAAAAAUGAUCCAAACUCUUGGCCUUUUUUAGAACCUGUCAAUGCUAAGGAUGUUCCAGAAUAUUAUGAGAUUAUUAAGUCACCAAUGGAUUUAUCAAGAAUUAAAGAUAAAUUUCAUAAAAAGUUGUAUACAAAUUUAGAUGUUUUUAUCUCAGAUGUACAUUUAAUGCUUAAUAAUUGUUUUAAGUUUAAUGCUAGGGACACACAAUAUUAUAAGUGUGCACAAGCCCUUUUUGAAAAAUUUGAGGAAAGACUAAAAUUUUAUGAUGAAUCUGUCAAGUUAUGGAAUCUUAAAAAUUAA